AUUACAAUAUAAUCUUGAUAUUGUUUUCAUAAAGCAAUUCGAUAUCAUCUAUUUUUGGUUUGAUUCAGAUGAUGUGAAAUAAUAAUGAUAAACAUCAAGAUGAUGAUUAAAGAUGAUAAAAUUUUCGAUGAGAAAGAUGAUCAAGAUGAAGAUGAGGAUGAAAUGAUGAGACGAGUGAGAAAAAAUUUCACAAUAUUAUUGACAUUCGAUUUUACUUCUUUUUCCUUGUUCUGAUUAUCGUAAACUCAAUUUCGUUUUCAUCAUCAUCAUCUUUUAUCAUCAUUGCAAGGACAUUAUCUAAUCUUUGAUGAUAUUUCCUAUGGCUUCAUCUUCAUCUUCAUCUUCAUCAUCAUCAACCUGCUCCUUUACUUCAACCCUUACAAUUUAGAUCAUCAUUUUUACUGUUACUUUGAAUCUUUUGUAAAUCUUUAUCUUCCUCAAUUAUCAUCAUACUUAUCAUCCAAAGUUUCAUUGUUUCUCUGUCUAUUUCUCUUUCUUUUCUUCCCCUAAUCAUGAUGAUCUAAGUUAACUUGCAAUUUAAUUUAAUUCAAUCAACAAUCAACAUCCGAAUAUCAACAGUCAGUGGAUCUUAAUCAUUUCGUUGAUCAGAUUGAUUUUCUGAUUGGUUUUCACAGUUGAUUAUGUUCAUCUUAACCACAAUUAGUAAAUUAAAGGCCCAUUAAACUUACCGACUAGUCUAUUAUUAGUUAAUUUUAAUUGCUCCUUAACUUACAACAAUCUUAAUCUUAAUCUUAAUCAUCAUCAUCAAUCAAUCAACAUCAUCUUAUUGUGAAUAAAUUAUAACGUUAAUUGAGUGUUUAAUUCAAAUGUGGAUAAUUUUUGUUUAGAUUAAUUGAUCAAUGAUUAAACUGGAAAACAUUUGAUUGUGAUUAAUUGUGAUUGUAAAUUGUUAAUAUUGUAACUGAUGAACUACCCAAUCAACUCAACCAUGAAGCAAUUAAUUGUGAUUCUAGUGAUUUUAUUAGCUUCUUAUGUUCAUCUAUUUCAAAUUUACUGUAUCUCAAUGGUUUCCAAUUCGGAUCCACCCUGUUUCUUUAAUGAACUUUGCUCCUGUUCAAAGCCAAUCAAUGACCUGGGUCAUGUUCAAUGUGUCAAUGUGCCACUUUCCGUUAUACCGGAAGCCAUUAAUCAAUCAUAUGUUUACACUUUAUCCUUCCGUUCAAAUGGAUUACGUUUUAUUGAGCCAAGAUCUUUUUAUGGAACUGGAUUAAAGGGAAUUGAAAUCUCUCAUAAUCUGAUAACGCGACUUGAUGUGGACACUUUUGUCGGCCUUGAGACUUCAAUCCGUGAACUUAACCUAAGGUCAAAUAGGUUAACCUCCGUUCCUGGUUCAGCUUUAACUCGAUUGGUACGUUUACAGAUUUUAAAUCUCUCAGGUAAUCAAAUCCAUGAGAUUAACUUGGACUCAGAUUUUCCGGUUAAUCUUAACGGCUCUUUGAAAGUCCUUCUUUUAGCUUCCAAUGGUCUCACCUCAAUAGGUCAAUAUGCAUUCCGACAUGUUCGUUCCCUUGAAACUUUAGACCUUUCUGGGAAUAAUAUUCACUUUAUUAAUCAGGCCGCUUUCGCGAUUCAACCAGCCUCUUAUCCUCAUCCAUCCAAUUUGGCCAUAAGUCAAUCUUCCCGUUCCAGGUCAAGAUCACAGCAGCAACGAGAACCACUGGUAGCGUUAAAGUAUCUCAAUUUAGCCCAUAAUCGAUUGAAUAAGAUUCCAUUUGACCUUUUAACCAAUCUAACCUUUCUGACCACAUUGAAUCUCGCAUCUAAUUUGAUUACGAUGACAUUUGAUAUGGCUACACCUAGAAGGAUAAUAUCACUUGACCUUCUUGACCUUUCCGAUAAUCACAUUGAAUCACUACCCGAAUCAGCUUUUCGUAAUUUUGAUAAGAUCAACAUCACUCGAUUAUCUCGUAAUCCCCUUCAUCGUAUUGAAAAAAGUGCAUUCACCCAAUCAACUUUGAUCCACCUUUACCUUGACCAUUGUGAACUGGUCAACAUUUCCCGUGAAGCCUGGUCAGGGUUAGAAACUGACCUGAAGACUCUCGAUCUAACAGGUAAUUCACUUCGAGGUGAUUCUCGAACAGGUUCAUUGUUUGUCAACGAUUCGUUUAAUCGACUCGAAGCAUUGAAAAUAUUCAACCUCAACGAUAACGCUGAAUCAUAUCGAUUGUCACCUCUGAGCUUAAUCCAGUCCCAAGAAUCGUUGCAAACAUUUGGCCUUGGAGGUUUUCCUUCCCUUCAGCGCUUACCUUUCAGUCCGAUUAAAUAUCAGAUGCAAUUUUUGAACAUUCGAUCACUGACCCUUGGAAGAACCCAUAUUGACCGACGUUUAAUUGGUCAAGAUUUACUUGGUUAUGGUGGAUACAAUCUCGAAGAAUUGGACUUUUCCUCUUCCGGAAUCGAGGACAUCUCUUGGGACGCGUUUAUCACUUCGCCUUCAUUGAAGCUUUUGAACCUUUCCUCCAACUACAUCCGACGAUUGGACAGUCAAACCUUUCGACCACUUGGUCGAACCUUGCAAAUUCUUGACCUAACCUCAGGUCUUUCAACUUCAACUCUUUCUUGUGAUAUUUUCAUCCACACUCUCGAGUCACUGCGAUCUCUUUACCUUGGUGACAAUGGCCUCUCUUCUCUCUCAUCCCCACACUGUUUCUCUGGACUUCGGUCACUCAAUUUACUCUCCCUUGAGUACAACAACCUUGGGCGACUUUCAUCUUCCCUUUUCCACCCUUUAACCUCUCUGGUUCACCUUCUACUCUCCUACAAUCGUAUCACCACAAUCGAACCUGAAACAUUUAAAAUGAUGGACAAACUUGUCUACCUUGACCUUUCCUACAAUUCAAUCACCACCAUAAGAUCAGCAUCUUUCACUGAAUUAACCUUAAUCACCGAAAUCAAUCUCGAAGGAAAUAAUAUUGAAAACAUCGAAAAAGAUUCAUUUGUUAUCCUUCCUCGACUCUCUCGUCUUAAUCUCUCUUUUAAUCGUCUCAAGAGAUUAUCAUUUGAUUGUUUCGAUCAAAUUGGCGCAAUGACCACCUUAACCCUCGACCUACAGGGUAACUCAAUUGACUUGUCCUCUCUAAUUUCAUCACACUCACCUUCACCUUCACCAAAAUCAUCAACAGUUUCAGGUGAAUCGAAAAUGUUACCAAAUGAUUUUCACCAUUCACCUUACGAUUAUCAACCUCAACUUAAUCCAAAUCAGGUUUACAAUCAACACCGAGUUACCGCUAAUUCAGUUGAGAUUGUUAAUCUAAUCCGUAAUAAUAUAACUUCCCUUAACUCAUCAACCUUUGACUCUAUUCGUAACACUUUAACUCACCUUUUACUUGACGGAAAUGGAUUAACUCGAUUAGGUUGGGAAACUGUUUCCGGUUAUCGAAGAUUACAAAAACUCUCCAUCCGAUCAAAUCUUUUAUCAACAAUUGCUUCUGAUGCUUUUAAAGGUGAAACCAAUUUACAAAUUGUCGAUCUCUCCUGGAAUAGAUUAAUUGAACUUCCAUCUGAACUUUUCCAUGACAAUGUAAACCUUAGGAUCUUACGAUUAGCCGGUAAUGAAUUAACCCUUUUACCUGAGACUUUACUUAAUCCAACAGGUCAUCUUGAAGAUUUAGACCUUUCCUACAAUAGGUUAACCCUUUUUCCAGCUAAAUCAUUGAAAUCGGUUUCAUCUUCACUUCGAAAUUUAAUCUUGACCGGUAAUCAACUUUGGUCACUUCGAAGGGAAGAUUUUGAAGGUAUUCUACCUCGACUAUUGACUCUUGACCUGUCCCAUAAUCACAUCAAACAGAUUCAAUCGUCAUGUUUGACCCCAUUGUCUUCAUUAAUCUCACUGAAUCUUGCCGAUAAUCCAUUGAAAGUAAUUCGAGAUAAUCUAUUGAAAGGCCUUUCAUCAACCCUGGAAGAAGUUAAUCUGGCCUCAACUCGACUCACCGAACUACCUGAUUUAAGUUACAUGGAUUCACUCAUUUAUCUUAAUCUUUCUCAUAAUAAACUGACCGGUCUCACCUUUACUAAUUACUCUUCGUUAAUUAAGCUUGACCUUUCCUCUAAUCAGUUCUCAUCAAUUCCAAAUAAUGUUUGGCAUUUUCUUCCUUCUCUUCAAUCUCUUUCUCUCUCAUCUAAUCCAAUCUCAUUCCUACACAAUGAUUCAUUCAUUGGAUUAAAAUCAUUAGAGACACUGGACAUUGCUAAUCUUUCACUUAACUACAUUCAAUAUGGCGUUUUAAGGCCACUUCCGUCUCUCUCAUCGAUCAGAUUAUCCAACUAUCCGUCCAUUAAAUCAUUUACAUUGGGACGUUUAAUUGGACCAAUUGAUUCACUUCAACAAUUAACUAUUCUAACCGUUAAUUCAUCACAUUUAUCAUCUAGUCUUAUACAUUUACCUGGAUCAUCAUCAAAUGUCCAUAAUUUACCUGUUGAUUUAUCAUCAUUAACUUCAUCAAUAUCUUCAUCUUCAUCAUCAGCCUCAUCUUUAGCCUCAUUAGCAUCCUCAUCUCAAUCAUUACUAUCAUCUUACCAUUUCGGAACCGGAACCAGGUUACCCAAAAAAUUGACCAAAGUAUCAAUUGAAGGGUCAUCAUUAAUUGCUCUCGAUGAUUCACUUUUAUCAACUCUCUCAUCAACACAAUUAACUUUAACCAUCUCGAAUACAAAUCUAUCUACUAUACCAUUGACCAUGUUCAACUCGCUCGGACGGACUCGAACAAUUAACCUUGAUGUACGUAAAAAUGGCCUCCAACGGAUUGGUGACCUACUCUUUGCACCAACAGCUUUUUCAAAGAUGAGAUCAUUGGAUUUGAAGGGUUUCUAUGGGUCAGCUAAUCCAUGGAUCUGCGAUUGUAAACUGGCCUGGUUAAGGGAUUGGUCUAAAUCACUGAUGAGAGAAUCGUUUGAAUUAAUGGUCGAAUCACAUUCCCUGAUACCUGAUCAUAAUCAUAAUGAUUCAUUAGUGGCUAUUGAAGAUCGUUACCAUCAAGUAAUGUCCAUGUUGGCUGACCUUAGGUCAACCCAAUGCUCCAAUUUGGGUAAAUCAAUGUUGAAAGCUUUCACUGAGGAGCUACGAGGCUGCCGACGAGGACGAAGCUCAUCAAUCAGCCUAAGAUCAUCUUCUGCUCAAAUUUAUCUAAUCAUUGUAAUUUGUCUUCUAUCCUCUAUAUUGUCACUUCCAUCAAAAUGGAAAACUUAACUAUCAUAAUUAGGUGAUAUAAUUAAGAAAAAUAAUUAAGAAAACGAAGGAAGAAAAAAUUUAAUCAACUAGAGCAAAGGAAACGGGAAACAAAUCUCAAUACGAUUAAUUAACACUCGAAUCUCAAGUCGGAAGAAAACUCAAUCACAAGAGAAAUAGAGGUUAAUUGUUAAACAUGGAAAAACAAUCUAACAAUUAACUAACACACUCACAUUCACAUUAAAGUUUUAAUAUAAAUCAUCAUUAAUGAAUUGCUUAAUUGCUCCAAUAGAAAUCACUUUAAUCAAAAUUAACAAUGACACCUUUCAACAGCAAUGGCUUUUUCUUUAUGUCCAAAUCAAGGUAAAUUAUUAUUAUGGUUAUUUAAUUGUCAAUGAUUUAAUCCAACAUCAAAGGCCAUUGUAUCAUUGUCAUUAAAUUGUCACACUGCCUCUCAAUAUAUAAAUUAUAUGUUAUAUCAUUGGUAACAAUUAACUUACCUGAAAACGUUGAUAACUCUGGUUUCCUUUUAACAUAAUCCAACCUUAAUUGUUUCAUAGUCUUAAAUCAACUUGGAUUGAUUUAGAUCCACUUUAAUUGUGAUUCCUAGUUUUUUCAUUUUCUUUCUUUUUACCACCCUGAUUAACUUCUUGAUCUCCGUCCAUAAAAAGUUUAAUCACAAUCGAUUAAUCUGGAAGCUGAAUAAACCCAAUUGGAAUCUAAAUUGUAAAAAAAAUCGAAAUCGAAACAAUAAAAUACAAAUAAAUUGUUGACCAA
Panonychus citri (citrus red mite) is the source of this 5962-nucleotide messenger RNA. RefSeq names its product chaoptin-like. Gene Ontology annotation, molecular function: protein binding. The transcript is spliced from 2 exons. Bases 926 to 5206 code for a protein of 1426 amino acids. Gene Ontology annotation, cellular component: extracellular matrix. NCBI's taxonomy places the organism in Eukaryota, Metazoa, Arthropoda, Arachnida, Trombidiformes, Tetranychidae. The record is from RefSeq and is a predicted model, not a curated record.